GGGCGGGACUUGAGGUGCCCAUUGCGCAUGCGCUCGCUCUUUCAGGUCCUAGUAUCCAGCUUGUGGGGUGGGGGGAGGGUAAUAGGGCCGCGUUCCUCUGGGUCGCCCCCUUCCGGCCGAAAAAAAUGGCAGGCCUUCAGCGGCUUCGUGGACGAGCUCAGGGCUAAUCGAGGGAGGCCUGGGCAGGAGGGGUAAAUUCGAAAAUGGCGGAAGGGGAAGGAGGAGGGGCUUUGCUGGGCGGGGGCAGAGGCCAGGAGACUGCGCGGGCGGGCGCCGGGGGCGGAUGGGCAGUGCCGUGUGCUGUGUCUCUUUGAGGCCCUGACGUGAACGCACUUUGGAUUCCCCGACUCGGGGUUCCUCCCGGGGAUAGGCGGGCUGCUACGUGCGAGCUGGGGAGACUAAGAGACUUCCGUUUCCUUCUAGCCGGGGCCUGGCCUCCGGGAGGAGUUGGCAUUUCCAGAUUGGGGCUUGGGCCGCCCCUCCUCCAGGACCCUCCCCUCAGCACUGCGCGGUGCGCCCCGGGCGAUCCAGGCCGGCUCUCAAGGCGCGAAAAGGUGGACAAGUCCUAUUUUCAAGAGAAGAUGACUUUUAACAGUUUUGAAGGAUCUAAAUCUUGUGUACCUACAGACAUCAAUAAGGAUGAAGAAUUUGUAGAAGAGUUUAAUAGACUAAAAACUUUUGCUAAUUUUCCAAGUAGUAGUCCUGUUUCAGCAUCAACGCUAGCACGAGCUGGUUUUCUAUAUACUGGUGAAGGAGACACAGUGCGGUGCUUUAGUUGUCAUGCGGCAGUAGAUAGAUGGCAAUAUGGAGACUCAGCAGUUGGAAGACACAGGAAAGUAUCCCCAAAUUGCAGAUUUAUCAAUGGCUUUUAUUUGGAAAAUAGUGCUGUGCAACCUACAAAUCCUGGUGUCCAAAAUGGUCAGUACAAAGCUGAAAACUAUCUGGGAAACAGAAAUCAUUUUGUUUUAGAAAGGCCAUCUGAGACUCAUGCAGACUAUCUUUUGAGAACUGGACAGGUUGUAGACUUAUCAGACACCAUAUACCCGAGGAACCCUGCCAUGUGUAGUGAAGAAGCUAGAUUAAAGUCGUUUCAGAACUGGCCAGACUAUGCUCACUUAACCCCUAGAGAGUUAGCUAGUGCUGGACUCUACUACACAGGUAUUGAUGAUCAGGUGCAGUGCUUUUGUUGUGGCGGGAAACUGAAAAAUUGGGAACCAUGUGAUCGUGCAUGGUCAGAACACAGGCGGCACUUUCCUAAUUGCUUUUUUGUUUUGGGCCGGAAUGUUAAUAUUCGAAGUGAAUCUGAUGUGAGUUCUGAUAGGAAUUUCCCAAAUUCGACAAAUCUUCCAAGAAAUCCAGCCAUGGCAGAUUAUGAAGCACGGAUCAUUACAUUUGGGACGUGGAUAUAUUCAGUUAACAAGGAGCAGCUUGCAAGAGCUGGAUUUUAUGCUUUAGGUGAAGGUGAUAAAGUAAAGUGCUUUCACUGUGGAGGAGGGCUAACAGAUUGGAAGCCCAGUGAAGACCCUUGGGAACAGCAUGCGAAGUGGUAUCCAGGGUGUAAAUAUCUGUUAGAAGAGAAGGGACAAGAAUAUAUAAACAGUAUUCAUUUAACACAUUCAAUUGAGGAGUCUCUGGUGAGAAGUGCUGAAAAAACACCAUCAUUAACUAAAAGAAUUGAUGAUACCAUAUUCCAGAAUCCUAUGGUACAAGAAGCUAUACGAAUGGGAUUCAGUUUCAAGGACAUUAAGAAAAUAAUGGAGGAAAAGAUUGAGACAUCUGGAAGCAACUAUAAAUCACUUGAGGUUCUGGUUGCAGAUUUAGUGAGUGCUCAGAAAGACAAUGCACAAGAUGAAUCAAGUCAGACUUCAUUACAGAAAGAAAUUAGUGCUGAAGAACAGCUGAGGCUCCUGCAAGAGGAGAAGCUUUGCAAAAUCUGUAUGGAUAGAAAUAUUGCUGUGGUUUUUAUUCCUUGUGGACAUCUGGUCACUUGUAAACAGUGUGCUGAAGCAAUUGACAAAUGUCCGAUGUGCAACACAGUCAUUACUUUCAAGCAAAAAAUUUUUAUGUCUUAGUCUAACUACAGUAGGUGUGUUAUGUUCUUAUUACCCUGAUUGAAUGUAUGAUGUGAACCAACUUUCAGAAAUCAGCAUUGAAUUUCAUUAGCAUUUGCUACCAAGUAGGAAAAAACAUAAACUGCAGUGUUUACAGUUGGCAGUAUAAAAUUUGAAUUUCUGGAUUUUUCAGGAUUUUAGCUAUAUUAUUGUCCUAUUUUUUCACUGUUAUUUAAUUGAAACCCUAGACUGAGAAGCAUCAUAUUAAAACUGACUGCAGUGUGUAUCUGUGGUACACUGACUUAGUUUUCUAAAUGUUAGUGAAUUAAUCAACUGAAUUUUUCAUUCUUUUCAGAUAGGCUUAACAAAUGGAGCAUUCUGUGAAAACAUGGAGAUUAAUAUCCCCAAUCACAUAAUUUGUUUUGUGUGAAAAAGGAAUGAACUGUUCCACACUGGUAGAAAGAUAGAGAUUAUUUUUAGAUGUUUCUGUUUUAGUAGUCUGUCCAUUUUGUUUUAAAAUUAUAGUCAUGUACUUGGGUGAAUGAUUUUAAAAAAUAAUUUUGCCAUUGUUAAAAGGGUAUUUAAUGAUAGAAUACCAUUUAGCCUACAUGUACUGACAUGGAAAGAUAUCAAAGGUGUAUUAAGUGUAAAAUCCAAGUGGCAAAACACUAUGUAUAGAAUGAGCCAAAUGAAGGUAUGUGUGUUUUGUAUACAUAGAGAAAAGAUUUGGAAAGAUAGGCACCAAAUGUGGUUUCUUUUGAGGGGGGUGUGGGCAUGGGUCCCAGAGGGGCUGUACAGGGGCCUUUCACUUUCUACUCUUUUCAUUUUGUUCUGUUUGAAUUUUGUAUAAGUAUGUAUUACUUUUGUAAUCAGAAUUUUUAGAAAGUAUUUUACUGAUUUAAAGGCUUAGGCAUGUUCAAACGCCUGCAAAACUACUUACUGCUCAGCUUUAGUUUUUUUAAUCCAAGAAGGCAGGGCAGUUAACCUUUUUGGUGCCAAUGUGAAAUUUAAGUGUUUAUAUGUUUUUCCUGCUUUGUGGAUGAAAAAUAUUUCUGAGUGGUAGUUUUCUGACAGGUAGACCAUGUCUUCUCUUGUUUCAAAAUAAAUAUUCCUGAUUUUGUAAAAUGAAAUAUAAAAUAUGUCUCAGAUCUUCCAAUUAAUUAGUAAGGAUUCAUCCUUAAUCCUUGCUAGUUUAAGCCUGCCUAAGUCACUUUACUAAAAGAUCUUUGUUAACCCAGUAUUUUAAACAUCUGUCAGCUUAUGUAGGUAAAAAUAGAAGCAUGUUUGUACACUGCUUGUAGUUAUAGUGACAGCUUUCCAUGUUGAGAUUCUCAUAUCAUCUUGUAUCUUAAAGUUUUAUGUGAGUUUUUACCAUUAGGAUGAUUAAGAUGUAUAUAGGAAAAAAUGUCAAGUCUUUACCUAAAUUUUUUUUUAUUUCUUGUCUAGUAAUAGUAAUAGAUACCUCUGAAAUAAAUGUUCUUUGAGAUCCAUAAAAACCUCUUGGAAAUUAUAAAAUAUUGACAGGAAAAAAUAGUUAUUUUAAUAUUGAAGAGAAAAUAAAACUUGAGUAAGAAUCAAUACAGAUUUAAAAAAUUAAAGUUUAAAAAUGCUUCAUAGACCAGCCAGGCAAAGACUCUUGCAAUGACCUGUUGUCGAGGUGAGUGAGGCAUUUUACUGCAGAGAAAAGUUUGAGAAUGAAUCUGUUAAUUAUAUUUUUGUUGUAUUUUCUAAGAGAAAGAGUAUCGUUAUGUUCUCAAUCUCUGUUGAUGACUGCUUUGAUAUUCAUUUAAAGUAUUGCAAAUUUAAAUGAGAAUUUUUUUAAUUAAAUAAUGACUGCCCUGUUUUUGUUUUACUGUAUAAAUUCUCAGUUCUUUACCUUUGCACUUUCUUCCACUUAGGUUUAGUUAUAUAUUCGUUAAGUUAAAUUUUACAUGUAUAGCCUAAGCUUUAAAUUUAAACUUAAAUUACAAGGAGAGAAAAGUGUUCGUUUUAAAAAUGUAUUUUCCAAGACACGUCAGCACCAAGUUAGGUAGGUAGUUCAAACUAGUUGGCCAAGGACUGAAAUUGUUUUAACAUAAGGCUUUUCCAGUUCUGGGAGCCUCAGUUCAUUAAAACUCUUAAAACUUGUAUGUUUAGAGUUAAGCAAGACCUGUUUUUUUCUCCCCUUGAGUUGUGAAAUUUAAUGCAUGAAGCUGAUGUGGCUCACAAGUUUAUUUUAAGGAUUGUUUAUAAAUGCUGUUGCUUCUGGUUCUUAAAUCACUCAGCACUCCAACUUCUAAUCAAAUUUUUAAAGACUUAACCAAUGUUUGUCUGUAUUUGCACUAUAAAAAGCUCUGGAUCCUUCCCAUCGAAUGUGCAAAGAACGAUCACUUGCAAGGUCAAAAAUAUAGCCAGAUCCAAAUCUCUGCCUCCCCUUCCCAAAAUAGUUCUUAGUAUCUACAUGUAGACACUCCUUUUCUGUAAAGUUCACCCUAAAAUUUCAAAGGCACCACCUAUUUUACUACAUUUUAAUCAUGUGAAGAGUCAAAUCUUUUUGUAAUAAAAACUUAUCUUUACUCAUAAUAAUCUGAUGUGCUGAUCAAAAGCCUUGUCUUGAUUUUUGAGAAAUAGAUUUAGUGUUUAUACAGUAAAUUCCAAUUUAUUAACUAAUGGCUUUGUAUUGCCUUUCCUGCUAGAUUUGUGUUUGGUUUGGUUUGGUUUGGUUUUCCCAUUGGCUAGGGCCUCUGAUGGGGUAGGAUGGGUGUAGUGAAUGUAUAUAAUGUGAUUUGGCCCUGUGUAUUGUUAUUUUGUUGUUUUUGUUGUUAUAUUAUUUACGUGUUGGAAGUUUUUUCCCCGUUUUCAUUUUAGUGGAUAAAAUAGGUAUUUUGAACUCUCUGAAUGGAGACUACCACCACAGCAUUAGUAGCACGUAUUGUACACUUUAGACCCAUGUCAUUGUUUUAUUUCCUGAUUACUCACUUGUUGAAUAUGGGGGAAAGAGGUAGAGCAGUGGAAGAGAUAGGGUAGGUUGUGUAUCGUUUCCAUUAGAGAAAUAAGAAAACAGAAGGGAAUAUUUGAGAGAUAUGGUUAUUUUUAGCCAAAUUUAAAGAAACAAAAAAGAGGGCAGCCAUUUCUUUAUCUUUGAAAUGAGAAUACGUCCUGUCUUAUAAAGAAAGUUAUGAGUUCUGGCUCAGCGGUUACAAACCCGACUAGUAUCCAUGAGGACAUGGAUUCAAUCCUGUCCUCCCUCAGUGGGUUAAGGAUCUGGCCUUGCCGUGAGCUGUGGUGUAGGUCGCAGACGUAGCUCAGAUCCCAUGUUUCUGUGGCUAUGGUGUAGGCCAGCAGCUGUAGCUCCAAUUCGAACCCUAGCCUGGAAACUUCCAUAUGCCAGGGGUUCGGCCCUAAAAAGCAAAGGAAAAAACAAAACAAAAACUUCAAGCUACCUCUCCAGGGAGGUCUCAGAUGUUAAUUUUUUCAACUCUUCUUUCUUCUAUACCAUAACCUUCACUACAUAUUAAAUGACACUUUAUAACUGAUACUAUAGGACAAUCUUAACUACAUAUAACUUCAAAUUGUACAAUACUAAAUUAAUGUUUGGGUGGUAAGAUUCUAUUUUGAAGUCUAAAGUUUGCAGAAAUGUGUAUUAAUUUUUGGUAUUUACUACAUUCAUACUGUGUAUCAUUAAUGUGACAUUUAAAAUUACUAUAUAAGGAUAUUUUGCCAUUCUAUCUGUAUUUAGCAACAAAUUUGCAUUUUUGAUUUGAUCCAACAAAGGCUUUAAUGUAAUUUUUAUUAGAUAAUUUUGUGUUUUUUCAUUACUGCUGUAUUUUAUCUAACCUGACAGAAUGACUAAUUCUUAUGUCAUUGUAUUAGUGUUGUGAAUAAUCAUGUGAAAUAUUUGAAAUAGAGUACUUUAUUUGUGAAUAUAAUUUUAUGGCUGUUUUCAUUUAGUAGAAACCUUUCCAUCAGUAUGGAAAACCAAGAAAAUUGCUUUCUACUGUAUAAUCUGGCAGUCAUCAUAGAUUAAAGCUUAUUUUUCUGUGAAUAAAACUUUAUUCAAUAAAGCACUAUUCUUUAAAAUGA
Messenger RNA from Sus scrofa (pig), 6113 nucleotides. RefSeq names its product X-linked inhibitor of apoptosis (gene XIAP). The record is from RefSeq and is a predicted model, not a curated record. NCBI's taxonomy places the organism in Eukaryota, Metazoa, Chordata, Mammalia, Artiodactyla, Suidae. Gene Ontology annotation, cellular component: cytoplasm; nucleus. Gene Ontology annotation, molecular function: ubiquitin protein ligase activity; cysteine-type endopeptidase inhibitor activity involved in apoptotic process. Gene Ontology annotation, biological process: regulation of cell cycle; negative regulation of apoptotic process; positive regulation of protein ubiquitination.